This is a messenger RNA of Eurypyga helias (sunbittern), 598 nucleotides long. RefSeq names its product heparan-alpha-glucosaminide N-acetyltransferase-like. The transcript has 6 exons. The annotation marks the transcript as partial. Gene Ontology annotation, cellular component: lysosomal membrane. NCBI's taxonomy places the organism in Eukaryota, Metazoa, Chordata, Aves, Eurypygiformes, Eurypygidae. The record is from RefSeq and is a predicted model, not a curated record. Gene Ontology annotation, biological process: lysosomal transport.
GAGACACCAUGUCCUGCUCUGCAGGAUAUUCUUCCCUACUGGCCGCAGUGGAUUUUCAUUCUGAUGUUGGAAGGGAUUUGGCUCUGCCUGACCUUUCUGUUGCCGGUGCCAGGUUGUCCCAGGGGAUACCUUGGUCCCGGGGGCAUCGGAGACUUCGGGAACUAUCCCAACUGCACCGGAGGAGCGGCUGGCUACAUCGAUCGCUUGCUCCUUGGAGAAGAGCACAUGUAUCAGCAUCCCUCUUCAAGCGUGAUUUACCAAACAACGAUGCCGUAUGAUCCGGAAGGGAUCCUGGGGACCAUAAAUACAAUCGUUACGGCAUUUCUGGGACUGCAGGCAGGGAAAAUCCUCUUGUUCUACAGAGACCAGCACAAACAGAUUAUGGGUCGGUUCGUCACAUGGAGCACAGCAAUGGGCAUUAUUUCUGCUGUCUUGACAAAAUGUUCUAAAGAAGACGGGUUUAUUCCCAUAAACAAGAACUUGUGGUCAGUAUCCUACGUGACAACCAUGAGCUGCUUUGCCUUCCUCCUCUUACUGCUGAUAUAUUACCUUGUGGAUGUCAAGAGGCUAUGGUCGGGUGCUCCGUUUUUCUACCCAG